Molecule: messenger RNA, 1770 nt
Organism: Schizosaccharomyces osmophilus
Lineage: Eukaryota; Fungi; Ascomycota; Schizosaccharomycetes; Schizosaccharomycetales; Schizosaccharomycetaceae
Gene: krs1
Product: cytoplasmic lysine-tRNA ligase Krs1
Exons: 1
Coding region: 1-1770 (589 amino acids)
Biological process (GO): lysyl-tRNA aminoacylation
Cellular component (GO): cytosol; cytoplasm
Molecular function (GO): lysine-tRNA ligase activity; ATP binding; tRNA binding
Source: RefSeq, a predicted model, not a curated record
AUGAGUGCUGAACAAGUUAACGACGUUACAGAAGGCGUCAAGGCUCUUGUCCUUGACCCUGUUACUGGGGAACAUGUUUCUAAAACCGAGUUGAAGAAGAGGGAAAAAGUUCGUUCUCGUGAGUUAGCUAAAGCUAAGAAGCAAGCUGAGAAAGCUGCUACUGCUCCCCCUGAGGUUAAGAGUGCUAAAAAGAAUGAAGAAGAAUUGGAUCCUUCCCAAUAUUUUGAAAACCGUUCUCGUACUAUCAAAGAAUUGCGCCAAACUAAGGAACCAAACCCCUAUCCUCACAAAUUUCAAGUUGGUACUAAGCUUCCCGAAUUCAUCAAAGAGUAUGAGGGUCUGCAACGUGGUGAAAUCAAGCCUGAUGUUGAAGUAACCGUUGCUGGUCGUGUCCACGGCCUUCGUACCGCUGGUGCCAAACUUCGUUUUUACGAAAUUCAUGCUGAUGCCUACAAGCUCCAAAUUAUGUGCCAAGCUCAGGAUGCUGAUCGUGUUGAUUAUGCCGCUCAACACGAACACAUCCGUCGUGGUGACAUUAUUGGUAUUCGCGGUUAUCCUGGCCGUUCUAACCCCAAGGGCCGUGCUGAUGGUGAACUUUCCGUUUUCGCUCGUGAAUGUGUUUUGCUCAGCCCUUGUUUGCGUAUGCUUCCCAAGGAGCACUAUGGAUUGAAGGACUUGGAAACCCGUUACCGUCAACGUUAUUUGGAUUUGAUUAUGAACCGCUCUACUCGUGACCGGUUUGUCACUCGUAGCCGCAUCAUCCAAUACAUGCGUAACUUCUUGGACAAGCGUGACUUUAUUGAGGUUGAGACUCCCAUGAUGAACAUGAUUGCUGGUGGUGCUACAGCUAAGCCCUUCGUCACUCAUCACAACGAUUUGAACAUGGACUUGUUCAUGCGUAUUGCUCCUGAAUUGUACUUAAAGAUGCUUGUCGUUGGUGGAUUGGAUCGUGUCUACGAAAUUGGACGUCAAUUCCGUAACGAAGGUGCUGACUUGACUCAUAACCCAGAGUUCACUACUUGCGAGUUCUAUGAGGCUUAUGCUGACUAUUAUGAUCUUAUGGAGACCACCGAGGAGAUGGUUUCCGGCAUGGUAAAGGAUGUCUGCGGUUCUUACAAGAUUCCUUAUCAUCCUGAAGGCCCUGAAGGUCCUUGCUGGGAACUCGACUUUUCUCGUCCCUGGCGCCGUAUCAACAUGAUUGAGCACUUGGAGCAGCGCCUCAACGUUAAGUUUCCUUCUGGUGAUUUUCUUCACUCCGAUGAAGCUAAUGCCUUUUUGAGAGACCUUUGCGCUAAGCAUAACGUUGAGUGCUCUCCCCCUCAAACCAACUCUCGUCUCCUUGACAAGUUGGUUGGUGAAUUUAUUGAGAACGAGUGCAUUAAUCCUACUUUCAUCAUUGGACAUCCCCAAAUGAUGUCUCCUUUGGCUAAGUACCAUCGCUCUGAGGCCGGUUUGUGUGAACGUUUUGAGGCCUUCGUCGCCACAAAGGAGAUUUGCAAUGCCUAUACCGAGUUGAAUGACAUUUUUGACCAACGUGAACGUUUUGAAGAGCAAGCUCGUCAAAAGGACCAAGGUGACGACGAAGCUCAAAUCAUUGACGAAAACUUCUGUACAGCACUUGAGUUCGGUUUGCCUCCUACUGGUGGUUGGGGUAUUGGUAUUGAUCGUUUGGUCAUGUUCUUAACUGACAGCAACACCAUUCGUGAAGUCUUGUUCUUCCCUCACAUGAAGCCUGAAGUUAAGGCAGAAGAACCUACUAUUGUCAAAUAA